GCAAUAAUAUAUUUUUUUAUUGUUUCUCAUAGAAUAUGGAAAGGCACAAGGUAGAACGAGAGCCUACCAGAACCUAACAUAGAGAAGAACCACCAUCACCGUCACCGGCAGCAGCAACAACACCGUAACGAAGCGUACGUGGGGCACGUGGGAGGAGUUGUUGCUAGAGUGUGCCAUGAACCGCCAUGGCUUCAAGGAAUGUGCAGUUGCGCACCAUGCCACUUCUCGCCAUCGCGGGCUACUGGGAGUAGAAAUUUGACGAUUUCAGUCACUGAUUCAUUGACCAAUGCAACGACAAUGUUCCACCAUCGCGCCAUAAUGGUAUCGCCACCGCCAUCUCCGAUCACAUCCCUUGGCUGGACGAAUUGCACAAACUCCAUGUCUUCGAGCUUCGUCGCGAGGCUGCUGCAAUUGGAGGUGAAUAGAUUAGAGGAGGAGAAAACGAAGGAGAAAGACAAAAAGGAUGACGAGAAACCAGAUGUUGCAGUUUCUAGCGAGUUGUGGCCGAAAAUGACAAAGAGAGACAGUCUAACACGCCGGAAAAGGACAAAGAGAGAUGGAAAGGCCGGUGACACAGCCUAUACAAAGAUCUUUGUUGGAGGACUGGCUUGGGGGACUAAGAGAGACACUUUAAAACACUAUUUUGAUUAGUUUGGGGAGAUCUUAGAGGCCAUUGUCAUCAUUGACAAUAUCACUAGAAGAUCAAAAGGAUUUCUAAGAAGGAACCAGUUUUUGUUCCCACUUUCCUAAGUUUCCUUCUCGAUGAAAUUUUGAGGGUUUCAUCAUUGCUGAAUCAACAAUUCGGAACCAAUUAGCAAUGUUCAGAUUCUGGCAAUUCUUCAUUACGCUCCUAAAACUUCUAUUAAAUUAAAAUAAAUUUUGUAUACAUACAUACAUGCACAAAUCUCUUUAUGCUUGGAUUGUUUGGAUUAAUGGGGAAAAAUGAAAGGGAAAAAGAUGAGAUGGAGUAGAAAUAAGGGAACUCAUUCCAAUUGAUUCCAUUGUUUUCAACCUUUUUCCUUACCUCCCCAAUCGAGUAUGCGAUGGCAUAGAUUUUUCUUUCUCAAUUUUAUUAGGAAUUUUAUUGUUGUCCUUUAUCUUCUUCAAUCCUAUAACACUAACCAAGUACAGGUGAAUACACACUGUGGGAGGAAUGAUUGGCAGCGACUACUUUAUUUUCCCAUGGCUCCAUUAGGAUUGCUCUCCUUCUCCAAAAAUAAG
Glycine soja is the source of this 1221-nucleotide messenger RNA. RefSeq lists its product as uncharacterized. NCBI's taxonomy places the organism in Eukaryota, Viridiplantae, Streptophyta, Magnoliopsida, Fabales, Fabaceae. The transcript is spliced from 2 exons. Bases 199 to 651 code for a protein of 150 amino acids. The record is from RefSeq and is a predicted model, not a curated record.